AGCUGUGGUCAAGUUCCGAAAAGGUCUGACAAAUUUUUAACACAGUAGCAAAAUAUGGGGCUGCAUUCCUGCAGAACUGAAAGAGCAAAGUCCGAGGGCCCCGCUGGCCACGUGCUCCUACACUUCUUGUUAAAUCAGACCGUGGGCACCCGGGCUACGCACGGCAGGAGUGAGCGCAGCUCCAGGGUCCCGGGACGAGGCGUGGAAGGGGCAAACGUCUCCAGGUGGCUUGUCUUUUUUUUUUAUUUAUUAUUUUUUUUAACCGACUCCGAGAAGCCCUCAUUGCUCUGUCCCGAUAGGUGGAGAAAAGCAGCGCGGGGCUGAACUUCCAAGUUCCGAGGUCCGCUCUGCCUUGUGACCACUGGGCUGCUGACCUCGUCAGCAGGCUACACUCUCCUAGCAGGCGGCCAUGACAAGGUUCCCUUGGCGCGAAUUACAAGGAAACCCAAGAAAUACUUUUAAAAAAGAAAGAAAAGAAAAUUCCAUCCCAAAGCCCCGAAGUGGAGUCACUCGGGCAGGGCUGUGCAGGAACUUGGGGACUCACUCGAAGAACUGGGGGCUGGGGCGUCGCACCUGGACACGGGAGACAAAAGUUGCGGGCAUCCCACCCAGGGGUCGCCAGCAUGCUUUCUGCCCGAUUGGCGGAAGCGCUCAGACUUUUCUUUAUGGCGUCACCGGGUACCUGCCUGUAGGAAGGCCCCGGCUGCGUGACGUCACGCCGCGCUGACCAAUGAACGGCCCGAGCCGGCGGGCCCCGAGGAGGGUUGUGGGCCCUUCUUUUUUUGUGAAUGAAGCUCCACGGACCAUCCCUCCUGGGGGUCCCCGGGAGCCGCGGCCCGCAGAGCUCGGACACCCAGGCAGCAGCGUCCCAGGGCGCGCGCGCUUUGCCCCAGCCGCAGGCCAGCGCUGUGUGGCCCCCGGGGCGCGGGCGGCGGGAGACGCAGCUCGAGGACUCGGGGCCGGGCUGCCGGGCCAUGGUCGCGGUCCCCUGACGGGCCGCGGCCGCCUCCAUGAAGCGCAAGAGCGAGCGGCGCUCGGCUUGGGCUACCGCGCCCCCCUGCUCUCGCCGCAGCUCGUCCUCCUCUCCCGGCGUGAAGAAGAGCCGCAGCUCCACGCCGCAGGAGCUGCACCGCCUGGAGCAGCAGGACGACCUGUACCUGGACAUCACGGCAGACCAAAGAGUGCGUCAAACGAGCAUUAUUUCAGCAUAGAUAAUGAACUUGAGUAUGAGAACUUCUACGCGGAUUUUGGACCGCUCAAUCUGGCAAUGGUUUACAGAUAUUGUUGCAAGAUAAAUAAGAAGCUCAAGUCCAUUACGAUGCUGAGGAAGAGAAUUAUCCACUUCACUGGCACCGACCAGAGAAAACAAGCGAAUGCCGCCUUCCUUGUUGGGUGUUAUAUGGUUAUAUAUUUGGGGAGGACUCCAGAAGAUGCAUAUAGAACAUUAAUCUUUGGAGAUACAGCCUAUAUUCCUUUCAGAGAUGCUGCCUACGGAAGCUGCAGUUUCUAUAUUACACUUCUCGACUGUUUUCACGCAGUAAAGAAGGCAAUGCAGUAUGGCUUUUUAAAUUUCAACGCAUUUAACCUUGAUGAAUAUGAACACUAUGAAAAAGCAGAAAAUGGAGAUUUUAACUGGAUAAUACCAGAGCGGUUUCUUGCCUUCUGUGGACCUCAUUCAAGAUCGAGGCUUGAAAGUGGUUACCACCAACAUUCUCCUGAGACUUAUAUUCCAUAUUUUAAGAAUCACAAUGUAACUACCAUUAUCCGUCUGAAUAAGAGGAUGUAUGAUGCUAAGCGCUUUACGGAUGCUGGUUUCGAUCACCAUGAUCUUUUCUUUCCGGAUGGCAGCACCCCUGCUGAGGCAAUUGUCCAAGAGUUUCUCGAUAUUUGUGAAAAUGUUGAGGGUGCCAUUGCAGUGCACUGCAAAGCUGGCCUUGGCCGAACAGGUACUCUGAUAGGCUGCUACCUCAUGAAGCAUUAUAGGAUGACGGCAGCCGAAAGCAUUGCCUGGCUCAGAAUCUGUAGACCGGGUUCUGUGAUUGGGCCCCAGCAGCAAUUUCUGGUCAUGAAACAGUCAAGCCUCUGGCUGGAAGGCGACUAUUACCGCCAGAAGUUGAGAGGGCAGGAGAAUGGACCCCUCAGAGCAGCCUUCUCCAAACAACUCUCGGAUAUUGACGACAUUUCGAUAAGUGGGCUUGAGAAUCAAGACAAUCAAGAGCCAGAGCCGUAUAGUGAUGAUGAUGAAAUCAGUGGAGUAACACAAGGAGACAAGCUUCGGGCCCUGAAAAGUCGGAGACAGUCCAAAGCCAACACUGUCCCCCUCACAUGUCCCCUAGCUGUGCUGACCUCUGCACUGUGUAGUGUUGCCAUCUGGUGGAUUGUGUGUGACUACAUCCUUCCCACCCUGCUGUUCUGUCUUGAUGGCUUCAGAACACAGUAGCCAUCCGGACCCUUUGACAGAUAGUUUGCUGUUCCAGCCGUUUCAAGGACUAAGACAGUCUUGCGUUAAAAAAUCGCUGACCAGACUCCAGGGAAGACUAGGAACAGAAAACCCCAACAGGAUUUAGCCAAUCGCUCUGAAAACAAAACAGACACUGCAAAGGCCUUAGUUUCUCUCCACAUAAGAAGUUCAUUCAAUGAAGAAAAUAUCACCGGCCUCUCAGCCACACACUGACUAAGGGCGUGGCUGAACAUUUGACGGCCCGACUCCCACUUUGUAAUCUCAAGUUGGAUGAAAGCUGCUAUCGAAAGUUUAGUCUCAGGUGUCAAUCCCCGGCCCUCAGCCACCAGAGAGCUGUCUGGUGAGCGUGGUACAUGUGUGUUCCUGUGAUGGCAAUCGUGUUUGCUGCUGGCCUUCAGAAGGAUCUGAUGAAGGUCUCUUGGGUAUUUAUUUUUUGUUCAGCCUGUGAUCGCAGUCUUGCGAUUAAAGAUGAAAGAAGACUAGCAUCUCUCCAGUGGUACCCUCCGUCUAAGACAGGAUUUGGUACAAUGUUUCACUUUGCUCCUGUUAAACCUGUCGUGAUGUUCACUGUGUGAAGUACCCAAGCUGCUUGUCUUUCACCAAAGAGUGCUUUAAUAACAAUCUGUGAAAACUACAUUUAAACACUUACAUGUUGCUGUGGUUACCAAAACAUGCUAAAGAAUGUUGAUAGAGUGUUUGGACCUUUUCUCGGUUGAAAGGUUAUGUAAGUCCUUCCUUGUGUCCUUUAGGAUGAAGACUUCAGGGCUGGGCGUUAGAUCGCUCAGUCACACGUCAGAAUUGUGUUUCCUCCAGUAUUUAGAACCAACCAGCAGUGCUGGUGUUUGGUGGCUUUAAAGACACAAUUGUUCACCCUCUGUAGAGUCUUUUCUCUGUGCUGCUGUGGAGUUUUGUUAUUUGUGUCAUUCACAGUUUGAUUUUAGCGGCAAUUGCUUGCUUCUGGAGUUAGGCUGUUUGUGUAAGAGAACUCACUGUUGCCUUUGGUUAGGGAAUACGACUAGAAACUGUAGCGUGCCUUCUCUCUUCACCCCUGCUGGAAGUCAACAGCACCUGUGCCAUGAAGCAAUUGCAAAAGCCAGAAUUUAUCUGUUGCCCAAAAGAAAAAGACAGAGCCAAUCGUUAGAGAAUGCUUUAGAGUUGUCCUGGUUACCUCCACAGCAGAGGAAUGGUUUUUAUUGACUCUUCCCAGUUUGGAGACUGGAGAAAUGCAGUAUUGAAAGCCAUUGAGAGCCAAUGCCUUCCUAAGACAGACGAAUGUCAGGCGAGCAGGCGACCCCACUUGAACAGUUACCCGUCUUGUAGAUGGAAUGAAUAAGUUAAAGUCUGGUAAAUUAAAGAAAGAAAGAAAGAAAGAAAGAAAGAAAGAAAGAAAGAAAGAAAGAAAGAAAGAAAGAAAGAAAGAAAGAAAGAAAGAAAGAAGAAAGAAAGAAAGAAAGAAAGAAAGAAAAAAGAAAGAAGAAAGAAAGAGAAGAAAGAAAAGAAAGAAAGGGAAAGACAUAGGGUCCCCCGUUUCAGUGUUUCUAUCCUCUGGCACUGGCUGACGUUGAGUUGGGGGCCUAGGGAUAUCAAUGUAGAAUCCACACGAAGAGCCCCUCCCCAGUCAGCUUUUAAACACCAGAGAAAGGCAGUUAAGGUCUAGGUAGGAGGACGUUUCGUUUACUUGUAAUGCUCAAUCAAACUGCACCUGAGUCUAAAAUAGCAACCUCGCAGGGUGGUUCUCCCUCCCCUGAGCAAGCCAGGCCAAGUACUCCAGACCUUACUUCCUUGUGAACCAAGCUGGAUUUGCCCUGUGUAUCAGAAUGGAUGAACAGGGCCCACCCACCGUGACUCAUGAUGAUUGAGUCUGGGAAUAAAACCACUUGGGCGUCCGUGAUAAUAACCACAGUGCUUUUUAGAAAUUGCCCCUUUGUUUUCAGCUCCUAUUGCUACCGCUGUGGCAUGGCUUUUGCUAAAAUUUCCUCUCUUGCUGGUUGCUUAGGAAACGUGAGUUGGUAAACCUACUUCGUUCAGAUGCUGUGGUGAUAAUUCUAGGGAUGGACAGUCACCAGCACCGACUGGUGGCAUCUAGGACCCAGGAGGUCUGGGUCUGACUAAUGGAAAAUCCUUCCUGCUUUAAAUUAGUGGGCAGAAGACCCUGUUGCUGCAGAGCAUAAAUCAGUGGCUGUUGGGUGGAGGGGCCCCUUAGCUUCAGAUGGCUUUGAAAGUCAUCAAGUCCUUCUCCAGCAGAAUUAGAACUGGGAAGUGUGCAUAUAGGUGAAGGGGAACUCAGAGCCUCCAGAGUUCCAGGGAGGAAUCUCUGCAAAGCCGGGCUUCAGGACUUACAGAUAGAUGAAUACAGUUACGAGGCCCAGCUAGAACUCUGUUGCCAAGAGGCAGGAAGGAUGGGCCCUGAACAGUGGUAGCCGUAUUGGUCAAACAUGGCCACAUGAUGCUCUUCCUCAGAACUUUACAGCUUUAACUUGAUCCCCCAAACGUAGCCCCUACCCAUUGUCCUGCCCCAUGCCCUCCCGCCUCUCCCCCACGGGUGGCUUCUACCUCUUGGCUUGGGCCCCGACAGGUCAUAGAGGCUUUCUCAAGUGUUCUCAUGAGGCUCUUGGAGCGUUUUCGGGUCUAACAGACCUUUCCAGCUAUCUGGGUAACUUUGUGCCUGGAACGCUUAGGCCUCCGUUACCUUGAAUCGCUGUUAUUUGGUGUGUGUCCUAGAAGUAACAGCUGCUUUCUGCAUAUAUUUUCUGAAAGUUCUUACCGGAGUUUAGAAAGCAGUUAGUCAGAAACCUUAAAAAUCUAUUUUCUUUAAGAUUUCUCCUCCACGGACAUGUCCUAGUGAGGUCAGCGACCGCUCUUGCAUUUCUCCUUAAAUCUGAGUGUUUCCCAUGCCACUGGGUGGAAAUAAUACUACAGAUGUGUUUGUUUUUUAAAAGACUUGCCCAUCCUGUAUAAGAAAUUACCUCCUUAUGACCCAGUAGAACUCACUGUGGAUGGAUGUGUCCGUCAGAUUAGAGAACCACAGUUUUGCAUUCAUCAUUUGAAGACUAUUGUACGCUCGUGUGCAGGUGAUUAAGUGAAGUUUUAAAGUGUAACUGAUGAAUCAGUAUUUGAUCAAUCGUUGUCUUGAUAUUUUAUUAAAUUGUAUAUUUCUAAUCAUAUUUUUUAAAGCUGAGAGAAAUGGUUGGAUGUUUAUUCUCCUGAAGGUAUUUUUAAGACAAAGCUUCACCGUAGCCUGUAAACUUGGCACAUACAUGUAGUUUUUGAUACUUCUUGUUGCAUUUGAAAAUCUUGUGUAUUGUAAAAUGGUUUUAUACAAAAUACUAAAUGGUAGAAAUUGUAUAAUUUACAAUCAUAUAAUUAAAAAUAUUAAACAGUU
This is a messenger RNA of Alexandromys fortis (reed vole), 5843 nucleotides long. RefSeq names its product cell division cycle 14B (gene Cdc14b). NCBI's taxonomy places the organism in Eukaryota, Metazoa, Chordata, Mammalia, Rodentia, Cricetidae. The transcript has 14 exons. The record is from RefSeq and is a predicted model, not a curated record. Gene Ontology annotation, molecular function: protein serine/threonine phosphatase activity; protein tyrosine/serine/threonine phosphatase activity; protein tyrosine phosphatase activity. The coding region runs from base 731 to 2440 and encodes 569 amino acids. Gene Ontology annotation, biological process: regulation of exit from mitosis; protein dephosphorylation; positive regulation of cytokinesis. Gene Ontology annotation, cellular component: nucleolus; mitotic spindle; cytoplasm.